AUGUUGAAUGAUAUAGAAUAUUUCUUAAGCCCACGAGCAAAACUCUGGUAUGAGACUCGUGGUAUUCUAUACCGCCGAGGUUAUCUUCUCUAUGGUCCUCCUGGAACUGGCAAGUCAAUCAGCUUGAACUCCCAAAAUCUUGAUGAGGAUAGCUUGGUUGGCUUAUUCCAAAAACUUCCAAAACGUUGUAUUAUGCUGCUUGAGGACAUGGACAGAGCUGGGAUUGACCAAGAGGGCGAUAAGCGACGGGGGAAUUCUGAAAAUUCUAGCCAAGUGGGAGACUCAAAAACACUUCACCGUACUGGUAUAUCCCUCUUAGCUCUUUUGAACUGUCUUGAUGGUGUCGCCGCACAGGAGGGCCGUAUUCUGAUCAUGACCACCAAUCAUCUCGAAAAGCUUGAUGCGGCCUUGAUCCGGCCUGGUCGGGUAGAUAAGAGAUAUCACUUUGGUUUCGUGAAUACUGAAAGCAUCAAGGAGCUCUUUCAUUUGUUUUUUGACAAAAGUCCUAUCGAAAAGGGUUCGGUAAAUGACGAGACAUGGGAGAAAAGCAAAUCAGAACUUUGUGACGAAUUUGUAAAUAUUGUGGUCGCCAGUGACCUGACUGCAGUGCAAAUCAAUAAUUAUCUGAUGGAUUAUAAAGAAAACCCUGAGCUAGCUGUUUUGAAUGCUCGUGAUUGGAUGGGACGUAUAAGGGAGAUUGGUAUAGUAACGAAGUGA
Molecule: messenger RNA, 717 nt
Organism: Penicillium coprophilum
Lineage: Eukaryota; Fungi; Ascomycota; Eurotiomycetes; Eurotiales; Aspergillaceae
Product: ATPase AAA-type core
Exons: 2
Coding region: 1-717 (238 amino acids)
Biological process (GO): protein insertion into mitochondrial inner membrane from matrix; mitochondrial respiratory chain complex III assembly
Cellular component (GO): mitochondrial inner membrane
Molecular function (GO): ATP binding; ATP hydrolysis activity
Source: RefSeq, a predicted model, not a curated record